Molecule: messenger RNA, 5372 nt
Organism: Ostrinia nubilalis (European corn borer)
Lineage: Eukaryota; Metazoa; Arthropoda; Insecta; Lepidoptera; Crambidae
Gene: Rhp
Product: rhophilin-2
Exons: 17
Coding region: 47-2500 (817 amino acids)
Biological process (GO): negative regulation of stress fiber assembly; signal transduction
Molecular function (GO): protein binding
Source: RefSeq, a predicted model, not a curated record
UGAAGUGAAGUGACUAGAAGUGGAACGUGUAUGAUGUGUUCAGAGUAUGGAUGAGACCAAAACCAUACACAAGACCUGCGUGAGGGUCAACUCGGCUGACGAUGACGAGUCGAGGGACGAGGUCGACCAUGACUUACCAAAGAAGAAUCCUUUUGUGCGGGGCUCGGACCCUCGCGUGGCGACGUGCCGCGGCCGCCUGCAGACGCGCCGGUGCCAACUCAACCAGGAGAUCAACAAGGAGUUGCGUCUCCGAGCUGGUGCAGAGAACCUAUUUAAGGCUACAACGAACAGAAAGCUCAGGGAGACGGUGGCACUCGAGCUCAGUUUCGUGAACUCAAACCUCCAGCUCUUGAAGGAGCAGCUGGCUGAGCUCAACUCCUCGGUUGAGCUGUACCAAAGUGACAGCAAAGAAUGCGUGAUGCCGAUGAUCCCCCUGGGCCUGAAGGAGACCAAGGAGGUGGACUUCAGGGAGCCGUUCAAGGACUUCAUCAUGGAGCACUACAGCGAGGACCCGGCCACGUAUGAGGAUGCCAUAUCAGACUUCAUGGAUAUGAGACAGGCUAUGCGAACGCCAGUCCGCUCCACCGCGGGUGUGGCGUUGCUGUUCAAGUACUACAACCAGCUGUACUACAUCGAGAGGCGGUUCUUCCCCCCGGACCGAUCCCUCGGCGUCUACUUCGAGUGGUUCGAUUCGUUAACAGGAGUCCCAUCGUGUCAAAGAACAGUGGCUUUCGAGAAAGCUUGUGUCCUGUUCAACAUGGCUGGAAUCUACACACAAAUUGGCGCUAAACAGGACCGAAACACAUGUGCAGGCCUGGACGGCGCGGUGGAUGCGCUGCUCCGCGCCGCCGGCACGCUGCGGUAUAUCCACGAGAACUUCACCAACGCGCCGUCUGUGGACCUGGCUGCGGACACCUUGCUGGUACUGGGGGCGCUCAUGACGGCCCAAGCCCGCGAGUGCCUGUUCGAGAAGCUGCAACUACAAGCGCGCGAGGCGUGCGGGCGCGAGCGCGAGCUGCGCGACGACCUCGACAUGUGCCUCGACCUGGCGCAGGAGAGCGCGCAGCUGGCGCACACCUACACGCAGCUCUACGAGAAGAUGCAAUCCGAGGGUGUGUUCAACUACGUGCCAUACUCGUGGGUCUCCCUGGUCCACGUCAAGACUGAAUAUUAUAAAGCGCUAGCACACCAAUACUGUGCAACUGGUUUGCUGAACGCGCCAUCUGGUGUCAGGGCGCGGGAACGGCUCGCGGCUCUGUACUCGCCAGGCGGGGAUAGAAACGACCAGGAGUUGGACUACAUGGCGCUGGGACGAGCUCACCUGGUGGAAGCACUGGCCUUGUAUGAGGAAGCGCUGAGGCUGCAGAGAAUGUGCAGGGAACUCCGCGGCAAAGAGGCGUUAUCACGAGCGGUGCGGGCGGCGUUGGAACGCGCGGCGGCGGCGCGGGCGCUGGACGGCCGCGAGCCAGACUUCGCGGAGCUCAUCGACGCGCCGCACAUACUGCCAUCAUCGAAGUUCCAGCUAGCGCUGACUCCUCCGGACUUCGCCCAGCACCGCGUGGACGAGCUGUUCCGGCCGCUCGGGCCCAUCGCGGUGUUCUCGGCCAAGCGGCACUGGAGCGCGCCGCGGCUGCUGCAGCUGCAGAAGCAGGACAAGCGAGGAUCCAGAAGAAUACGGAACGGCCGCGACGAAUACACAGAAGACAAAUCAAGAAAGAGCGAGAAACGGGAUAGAUCAGAAGACAAUAGCACGUACUACAACCAAAUAAUCAGAAGCGACGAGAAAUACACAGAAGAAUACGACAAGAAGAAACUGCACAGGGUGAUGAAACAAAACGGGGUUUAUAUCAACAGUUACAAUAACAAUAAUAAUUACGAGUAUCAUCCGAAAGUGCUGGAUUACGAGUCCAAUUCGUAUAGGAAUAAUGUGAAUGAUACCUUCGUUAAGGAGAACGGUGUGAAGAAUGGCGAUGUUAAUGGCAAGCCUACCAAAAAUGGGAGGGAGAGGCGAAAAGGCGACCUGCGUCGGGUGGCCAGCGAAUACAACGUGUCGAACUCGAAGACGGACGACGAGGGCUUCGGAUUCUCAGUGAGGGGCGACGCGCCCGUCGUCAUAGCAGCCGUGGAGCCCAACUCCUUGGCUGAUAUUGGCGGUAUGCGUGAAGGCGACUUCAUAAUCUCCAUAGGCGAAAAGGAUGUCAAGUGGAGCUCCCAUGAGGAGGUGGUGCGACUCAUACAGCAGGCUGGAGACACCCUCACCAUGCGGCUCGCGACGCCCAUGGAUAAGAGCUUGUUGAAGGCGUCCCCAGAGACCCCUCGGCAGUCGAACUCCAACCAGGGAUCCGUAUCAGCAGCGUCGACAGCGUCCAGCGGUUCCACAGCGGUCACCGCGCGCUCUUCGGCGAGACGGGCGCCAUCUUGGAACCCGUUCCGACGUCACACAGCGCGCGACAACAGCUCGCAUCGCGGAUCGCAUACCAGCAACGUCAUUUUCAGAUAAUGUUUUUAGGGAGCUUAUGGAUCGUUUCAUCCACGAAGUCGCGCCCCACCAUUCUUCCGCUAAUGUUCGAGUGUUAUCGGUACACGCUAAAUUAUCCAUGAGUGCACACGCACACUACAAUAAUGACGCUCGGAUUGCUCGGAUUAAAUUCCCCGCACCCCGCGUUCCUUCGACCAAAAAUUGGUGGGGCGCGUCUUCGUGGAUGAAACGGUUACACAUUGCAGCGGUAUAAACGCGCGUUUUACAGUCGCGUGUGUGUAAAGACAUGUUUUGCGACUGUAUCGAUGCUGUAAAAAGUCGCAAUGUAAAAGGACCUCUAUCGGUGCACAGUGGGUUAGCAGAGAUGUCGGGCGAAAAAAGUCUUCUAAGGGCUGAUUUUUCGAUCGUCAGAUAUCUAUGUAUUAACUAAAGAAUAAAUCUUGUCCUUUUGACAUAUUUCCCAAACUGUCAAUGUACCAAACUUCUUCAGUUAAAAGUUAUCCGACGAUUGAAAAAUCGGCACUAAGUUCUCUAGACAAACUUUUCCAAUAAAAAUUAAAUAAGAUUCUAGUACUGAAAUUUAAUUCAGUUACUUAAUUGAACUAAGUUUCAGUGAUAGAAUUUACUUUACGAACGUUAUCAAGGUAGGCAGUAGGUACUUACAGAUUUCAAACCACAGAUUUUCAACAAAAAGUCGAGGCAAUGUCUAACAGAGCACAGACAAGCUUUAAAUGCAUGAAUAACAGCAUUUUUUUAGGCUAUGUAAAUAAUAUUAAUAUUUCUUGACUUGGUCUGUCUUUUUAAUAAUUUUACAAGAAGACAGAUUACAGGACAAGGACAACGUUAUCUGUGCUGUUUGAUUUUCCCGCGUAAAAAGUCGGUGCGCCAUAGACUAAAAUACUUUUUAUUUUUAAAUCAAACUAAAGUUGCUGCCUACUGCAUUGGAUUGAGAAGAAAUGUUAUUGAUGACAUAAUAUUCGCCGAAUCGCUUGCAUCUCAGCUUAUAGUAAAUGUGAUGUAGAUACGAAUCUUUACAUAGAUAGCUAAUGGAUAGACUGCCUUUAUCCGUAGUAUUUAGGUAGGUAAGAACACUAUCUUUUAUUAACGAAAUCUUACCAUCACGUUAUCAAUCACUGUGCAUACGUUAAAAAUUCAUUCCCGCCAGCUUUCAACAGAUGGCGUUAGUCAUACGAUAGCCAUUGAGCUUUGUUUUUUGUUUUUAGCUAUUUUAAUACUUACAACGCCAUCUGUUAUCUAGAUUGCGUAUUAGUGUUAAAGAUUCAAUCCCAAACACGUUAUAGAUUAUAUUCCGUCUCUAUUUAGUAUUAAACUGCUGAAAGUGUGAAAAAGAUCAUGAUUCCACAACAAGGAAAACGUUUUUGUUAUUAUAAAGUAAAAUUAAGAAAAUAAUUUGGAUUAAAACGAUUUUUUCAUGUCGCGUGUCGUGGAUUCUGAACAGAAGCUGUGCUCUGGCAUACGCAACUAUUAUAUAUUUAGGUUCCUAAAUAUAUAUUUAGAUUAUGGGGACCUAAUCUCGGCUAUGAUGUUCCAAAGGGUUAUAAUAUAUCUUAUCUAUAUCUUUAUUGUUACUGUUUUUAAGUUUAUCUCUCUUUUUUCGUUGCAAAGUUAAUAAUAUAUCUUGGAGCACGUACUUAAUACCUUAGUUUUACUUGUAAAAAAUACCUUUCAUUAUUUCCGUAGAAAUUAAGUUAUUUUAAUGAAUUAUAUCUAAUGAUGUUACGGCCAUUCCUUAUUUUUCUCAUGUAAUUCACUUAUCUACACUAGAACUAUUGUUUGUUUAUAUUAAGAAAGACAUACAUUUUAAUAAAUUACUUCGUCUCUUACAUACCUAAGUAUGCAUAUGAAACUAUUUAAAAAAACUCCUCAUCUUUGCCUGCUUUCCAUAAUCAAACCCAAUCCAAAUCCGUCAACUUUCAAAUUGCAAUCUGUUUUUGGUCAAAAUAUCCACAUUUUCAAUGCUUUUACAUUUUCAUAUAGUUUUUACGACUAUGUAAGUCGAUGAAGCACAUUAUGUCGUACCCUGAGUGUCCGAGCAACUGCACUCAGGAUUUAAUGAAUGCUGCUGACAACGCCACUCUUGUAUCGGAGUUUUGGGCUGACACUAUGUAGGUUUUUUGUCGACACUUUAAGAAGAAGAAGAAUGUAAGUGUAAGUAAAAGCAUCGAAAAUUGUGGAUAUUUGAUCGAAAACGGAUUGGAAUUGCCAGUUGAUGACGGAUUUUGAUUAGGAUUAAUUAUGGCAAGCGGGCAAUAACGUUCUUGUGAUGGUAAACGAUGCAACCAUUGCUUUCAUAUUAUCUUUUCUCCACACUUACCUACUUGGUUUACGGAGACUGUCGCUUCUUUAUUUAAUUUUAAAAGACGUGCACAGUUAUGUUUUGUUUGAAGGGUUGGUUUUAUUUCACUAUUUUUUAUUUUAUAAACGAGGCAGGUUCUUCAACAUAUCAUUUUAUUAUUAUAGUAAAUAUCUACUAAACACAAUCGCUAGCAUUAUUAACUAAAGACUAAAAAUAAUGCUUAAAACCACAAUUUAGUUUGGUUGUUGUUUUGGAGAUAGUACGUAUUUGAGUUUCGAUGUCACAAUAUAUUCUUGUUAAGUGUCUAACAGUAUUUUAAUUAUUAUACGAAAUUGUCAUGAACUGGUUGCGAUUGAAUAAAAAAGCUAUCGAUCCUUUUUUUAAUUGAUUGAUCGCAACCAAAAAACGAUUAUAGUUUGUAGGUUAAUUGAAUACUAUAAGACUAUGGAAAUUGUAAAAAGUAAAUAAGAGUGAAUAAAAUUAAAAGAGUGUAUCUAUGUAAAAAAUAUACUACAGUUAUGAUUGUAUAAAUUGUUGUAAUGUAAUCUUGGUAAUCAAUAAAGGUUAUUUAAAGGC